This is a messenger RNA of Onychomys torridus (southern grasshopper mouse), 1868 nucleotides long. RefSeq names its product megakaryocyte and platelet inhibitory receptor G6b (gene Mpig6b). Bases 1 to 729 code for a protein of 242 amino acids. The transcript has 7 exons. Gene Ontology annotation, cellular component: plasma membrane. Lineage: Eukaryota; Metazoa; Chordata; Mammalia; Rodentia; Cricetidae. Gene Ontology annotation, biological process: megakaryocyte development; platelet formation; blood coagulation. The record is from RefSeq and is a predicted model, not a curated record.
AUGGUCCUGGUUCUGCCGCUGCUGCCUCUGUUGCUCUCAAGGGUCCAGGGGGACCCCGAGGGUUCUCUGAGGGGCAGCCCUGGGGACCGGGUGAACCUUUCCUGCAAAGAGGUCUUAGACCCCGCCCGCUGGGCUUGGGCGCCUAGCUUCCCGGCGUGCAAGGGCCUGUCCAAAGGCCGCCGUAAGAUCGUGUGGUUCUCGUCGAGCGGGAGCCCGGUUGUGCUUGAGCUCUUCUCUGGCCGCCUGCGUUCCCUGGACACUAGCAUCAAGCAUCUAGAGCUGCUGCUGAGCGCCGGCGAUUCUGGCACCUUUUUCUGCAAAGGACACCAAGACAACGAGAGCCGCACAGUGCUUCAGGUGUUGGGGGACAAGGCAGACUGCAGGGCUCCGGGAUCUACCCACGGUUCCGAGUAUUCCAAGGUCCUGAUUCCUCUGCUGGGCAUUGGGCUGGUGCUGGGACUGGGUGCCUCGGGCUUGGUCUGGUGGCGGCGCAGGCUGGAGCACCCGCCCCCGCCCCCGCCCCCGCCUGGACCACUCCCCGCAUUUGCUCCAGUCAUAAAUGCUGAGCCGCAGCAGCUUUUAGAACAGGAGUCCAAGACCUCAGGCCACCUGGACCAAGAGCCGAGCCUGCACUAUGCUGAUCUGGACCACUCUGUCCUCGGGAGGCACCGCCGGAUGUCCACAGUGGUUCCUGGUGAUGCCUCCACUGUCUAUGAGGUUGUAGUUUAAAGGGAAGCUCUUGCUCUCCAAACCUUCCAAUCUGGGGCUUCCCUCCCUAUAUAACCUCCUCAACUGGAGGGGGAAGGCACCAUGGACAGAGGCACUCGUCUAGGCGGCUGGAUACCUGGGUUGUCUCUGCAAUUAUUCGGCUUUUUUCAGCCACUCCCCUCUCUCCUGUAAGUUUUCCUUCACCACUGAUGCCCUCUCUAAAGAUGACCAAGCUGUCUGUCUUAAGUUUUAACUCCCAAAUAGAUAUCCCCUCUGUUCACUCUCCUUUUCCAAACAAGCAUUUUGAUCUUAAGGCAUACACCGGACCUCAUUUUCCUGCUUCACACCCACUCCUAUGCUCAUUGGCUGUGGCUGCUCAUCUACCGUCUAAGGUUGCCAGUGAUGUCCUAGUCCACAAGAUAACAUUCACUGACUUGGCCCUAGAUCAACCCUCUUUAAACCCUGAUUUACUUUGUUGUGAAAUCUCCCUUCUAGACCUGUUUGCCUCUUCCUCCUCCUUGCUCCUCUUCUGGGAAGCUAGCCAAUCCUCAGCCCCCUUCCCUCCAACCCAGAUCUCAGUCCUAGUACACCCUGUCCAGCUAGCCUUGGGCACUUUACACAAGGCAUAUCAAACCUGACCCAGUCAUCUCCCAAGCUCUUCCCUGGGCCCUCCUCUGCAUUCUCAUGACCAACCCAAGUUGUCCAAGCCAGAAACUGGGAGUCAGAACACACCAGCUCCUUCUCUCCCACACAGGGACUUAUAAAGCGCCCACCCCCAUCUUUACUUUAAAGACAGGUUCUCCUAUAGCUGAGGCUGGCUUUGAACCCCUGAUCGCCUUGCCUCCACCUUCAGUGCUGGGUCACAGAGAUUACAGGCAUGCACCACCACACAAAGCCUUGUCUUAGUGCCACUGUCCAAUCUGUGCCUGUCUCCGCAUCCAGAGCUGCCCCCAGAAUGUUCUUCAUCCUUUGCUUCAGGGGUGACCCACACUCCCGCCCGACCCUCCCGCCCUCCCAAGCGUCCACCACUGGUCCUCUCCCGAGGCUUCAGCUUUGGGUACGGGUGCUGCAGCACUUUGGGAACUCAUAGGCUUCUCUGUCAUUUCCUGAGUACACAUGCCCACCUUAGAUUACCCCGUUUUCUCCCUGCAAUAUUCAUU